Messenger RNA from Sander lucioperca (pikeperch), 2385 nucleotides. It is a transcript of the gene nploc4, whose product is annotated as NPL4 homolog, ubiquitin recognition factor. The record is from RefSeq and is a predicted model, not a curated record. Lineage: Eukaryota; Metazoa; Chordata; Actinopteri; Perciformes; Percidae. The transcript is spliced from 17 exons. The coding region runs from base 248 to 2131 and encodes 627 amino acids. Gene Ontology annotation, cellular component: nucleus. Gene Ontology annotation, biological process: ubiquitin-dependent protein catabolic process. Gene Ontology annotation, molecular function: ubiquitin protein ligase binding; ubiquitin binding.
UGCCAAAAAAAAGGGAAGAAAAUGAGAAGUGGAACGUGCCUUUUCACCAAAAAAAAAAGCUUGUUUCGGUCGUGGUCGUUUCAGUGUAGGACCGGUGGGAAACGGUCGGUCACUAAUGUCUGCAACACCCGGUGUUUGAGUUGCGGGAUGGAGUUUCGUUGAAAGACAGUAACGCUACGUGAAAUUUGUAUUUAGUGUCUCUGUCUACUAACGCAGCGAUAUAUAUCGGAGCACUCCCCCGAGCAACAUGGCAGAUAACAUUAUCAUCAGGGUACAAUCCCCAGAUGGGAUGAAGAAAAUUCCUGCUACCAAGAGGGAGACUGUUGCUGCUUUUAUAAAGAAGGUGGGCAACGAGUUUGGUUUCAAUUCCAAUGGGUUUUCUAUUUACCUGAACCGCAACAAGACCGGAGAGAUCCUUUCCCAGAACAAAACUCUGAGCCUGCUUAAGAUCAAGCAUGGCGACAUGCUGUAUCUGUUCCCUUCGGGAUCCCCUUCCUCCUCUGCGGAGGUGAUGGACACUGCCACCCCACACUCCUCUUCAUCCAUGCCAUCCGUCUCAUCUUCCUCGUCCUCUGCUUCAUCCUCCAUGAUCCCCCGGUCCUUCUCAGCACCCCAGGUCCAAGAGGAUGAGAUCGAUCAGUAUCUGACCAAGCAAGACGGCAAGAUCUACAGGAACAAAGAUCCACAGCUAUGUCACCAUGGUUCCCUUGGAAAGUGUGUCCACUGUGUACCGUUAGAGCCUUUUGACGAAGACUACCUGAAUCACCUCGACCCCCCAGUGAAGCACAUGUCAUUCCACGCAUACCUUCGGAAGCUGACCGGUGGAGCUGAUAAAGGGAAGUUUGCAGCUUUGGAGAACAUCAGCUGUAAGAUCAAGUCAGGCUGCGAGGGCCACCCUCCCUGGCCGGAGGGGAUCUGCACCAAGUGCCAGCCCAGUGCCAUCACACUGAACAGACAGAAAUACAGACACGUGGACAACAUCAUGUUUGAGAACCACACCAUUGCCGACCGCUUCCUGGACUUCUGGAGGAAGACGGGCAGUCAGAGGAUGGGAUACUUGUACGGCCGGUACACUGAGCACAAAGACAUCCCUCUGGGCAUCAGAGCUGAGGUGGCUGCCAUCUACGAGCCACCACAGAAUGCCACUCAGAACAGUCUGGAGCUGGUGGAUGAUCCUAAAGCGGCAGCUGUGGACGAAAUCGCUGCCAAACUGGGCCUGUGCAAGGUGGGCUGGAUCUUCACUGACCUGCUGUCUGAGGACACGAGGAUAGGCACUGUCCGCUACACGAGAAACAAUGACUCGCACUACCUGAGCGCCGAGGAGUGCAUCACAGCGGGAUAUUUCCAGAAUCUACAUUCAAACCCUUGCAGGCUCUCUCGAGACGGCCAUUUUGGCUCCAAAUUUGUGACCGUGGUGGCAACAGGCGGUCCAGAUAACCAGGUGCACUUUGAAGGGUACCAGGUGUCCAAUCAGUGCAUGGCUUUGGUGAGAGACGAGUGCCUGCUGCCCUGCAAAGACGCUCCUGAGCUGGGCUACGCGAAAGAGUCCAGCCCCGAGCAGUACGUACCAGACGUCUUCUUCAAGGACACAGACAAGUUUGGAAAUGAUGUCACGUUUCUAGCUCGGCCUCUUCCUGUGGAGUACCUAAUCAUAGAUAUAACAACCACUUUUCCAAAAGACCCCCAGUACACCUUCUGCUCCACACAACGAUUCCCCAUUGAGAACCGUGAAAUCCUGGGAGAGACGCAAGAUUUCCACAGUUUAGCAACAUACCUGUCCCAGUGCACCUCCACGGCAUUCCUGGACAUCGUGUCAGACUUCCAUCUGCUCCUCUUUCUCGUCACCAAUGAAGUCAUGCCUCUGAGAGACAGCAUUGGGUUGCUACUAGAUGCGGUGAGGACUUCUAAUGAAGAUCUGGCACAGACCUGGAAGAAGUCGGAGCAGUGGGCCACCAUCGAGCAGCUGUGCAGUACUGUGGGCGGGCAGCCCUCCAGCUCUCAGGGUUACGGGGCCAUGGGCGGCCCCUCGGCCCCUGCGUCCUCCUCCGCCAUGUGGUCUUGCCUCCAUUGCACCUUCAUGAACCAGCCCGGCACAGAGCACUGUGAAAUGUGCAGCUUGCCCCGCGGUUAAAAAAAAAAAAAAAACCAACCUCCCUCCCUCCACGCCCUGCUCUGUCCUGAUCUUAUCCCACUCAGCCCUCCUCUUAACUGGCCAAUAACAUCGCUGCACCAGGACCCGCUGCGAGAUUUGGAUGCCCUUUUUUUUUAUUUUUUUUUUAUUUUUCACUCUUUCGCCUCACUUUGAAGCCUCUGUCCUUCCCAUCUCACAGGCUGCUGUCUCGAGUGAAAGGGAUGCACUCGUUUCCAUCCAUUCAAUGAGUAAAU